This is a messenger RNA of Pomacea canaliculata, 5426 nucleotides long. Its product is annotated as calcium-responsive transcription factor-like. The transcript has 14 exons. Gene Ontology annotation, cellular component: nucleus. Bases 714 to 2516 code for a protein of 600 amino acids. Gene Ontology annotation, biological process: regulation of transcription by RNA polymerase II. The record is from RefSeq and is a predicted model, not a curated record. Gene Ontology annotation, molecular function: RNA polymerase II cis-regulatory region sequence-specific DNA binding; DNA-binding transcription factor activity, RNA polymerase II-specific. NCBI's taxonomy places the organism in Eukaryota, Metazoa, Mollusca, Gastropoda, Architaenioglossa, Ampullariidae.
GCAGGUCUGAUGGCUGCAGCUUAGGAGUAUAGAAGAAUAUAUAUAAAUAAACAGUUGCCAUCCAAAUGAGGAAGUUUCUAUGGUUCCUAACAGCCUAGAUAUCUGCACAUUUUUGGAUAUUGCAUUUUUAUUAAUUGCAGCACCAAACUGACCUCGUAAUUUUUAAUAUUGAAUUUUUUUGGUGAGGCCACCUUUGUUGCCAAAUCUUUUUACCGUUUUCCUAUUGAUAUUAAAUACAUCUUUCAUUUCUUUUCUAUUGGCCUAACAUCUAUAAUUGAGCAUUUAAAUACCGAGGUGGGGUGCGUGGUAGGCACAGAUAUGUACACUUUUGCAGCAUUGUUGUUUGGCUUGCUGAAUUGAAACAUUUUGUGGAUGGAAUAGCAAAAUCUACUUUUUGGUCCAAGGUGUCCUUAAUGUAAUUUCUUCGGCCUUUCUGUUCGAAUAAGAUUCCCAUUCUCAAUUUGCAAGUUAUUCUUAUCAGCACAGAAAUAGCAAAGCAGUGCAGCCAAGAUACCUUCAGUAGCUAUUAAUUGAUUGGACAAAACCACCAAGCUUUAAUUGAGGGCUUGUAGAAAGCCAAGUUCAAUUUGCAGUCAACCUUUCUGACAGUAAAACAGACCAGACGAUUCUGAUAAGUUUGGCACCAGUUUUAUGAUGUGUAGAAUCAAAACUAGAAUUUCAAACCUCAUGAAUACUUAAUCAGCUUUCCAGAAAUGUUUCUGAAAUCACAGCAUUUUCUAGAUUCUGGCCAGACAAGAAUCGGCAUGACAAAAGAAAGUGAGAUGGUUGCAGAAACCACCAACAUUGCUGUUGUCUCUUCUGAUUCCUCCAUGGUUGUCACUUUGCCAGUUACUACUGUAACAGCAGCCAGUGCAGCUGAAUUGUUGGAAGGAUGCGUCAAGAUGGAGACGCUUGAUGAGACAGAUAUUGGAAAGCAUGCAGCAAUAUCCUCAGUGAGGGCAAGUCAUGCUACUCUUCAGUCAUUGCUGGCAGCUCCCAUCUCAGCUGCUCGAGUCAUCACACAGCCUGAGACGAUCCAGGUCAUCACCUUGCCAACAAGUUCAGAACUCAUUACCACCAGCCAACCAGAUGGAGCAGGGCGAGUUUGGCAAGUGGUACCAAGUGUUGGCAACCCUGAGUUUGCCACCAUCAUUGCUGUAGCUGAUCCAUCAGAACUAAUCCAUGCCACAAAAGGAGAUAUUGCAGGUGUAGAGAGCAUCAGCCUUGAUAUACAUGACGGCACAAGUGACCUUGCAGUGUCCACAGCUGAUGGUAUAGCUGCUAUCUUGAUGCCACCUCCCCAAACGCCUGCAAGUACAUUUCCACAGAGCAUUCCUUCUUGGGCAGCUCGUCUAAAUAACUGUGAGAAAAUUGGGGAGAGUUAUCGUGGCUAUGUGGAAACAGAGGGAGAACUUGAUUUAGUGUUAACAUAUCAUAAGCAGCAAACACAAAGCUUCUGGGGGACACGACAGUCUCCCAGUCCAGCCAAACCCUCCACUCGUCUCAUGUGGAAAUCUCAGUAUGUGCCCUUUGAUGGGAUCCCCUUUGUCAAUGUGGGUAGUAGAGCAGUAGUAAUGGAAUGCCAGUAUGGGCCACGGCGAAAAGGCAGCACCAACAAGCGUUACCAUGACUCCAACCACAUUAUGCAGUAUCGCCAGACCUGCCCUGCCAGGAUAUAUAUAAAGAAGGUUCGCAAGUUCCCCAACUACAGUGUUGAUCUGCAACAGGAUAAGAAGUCUUUGCGAAUGGCCAUGGAUAAAGCAUUCCAUGAACUUCGGGAACGACGCUUAGAUGCUUGGGGUCAAGAGAGAUAUUAUGUUCAGCUGCCAACAGAGAAAGCUCAUGAAUUUCAUGAUGAAGACCACCGGAAUGUAGACAAGAAACCAGAGUUCAGGUUAGAUGUCAUAGGAGGUGAUGUAGUCAACAACAGUGACUUCAUAGAAUCUGAUGUAAGGCUGCACCCGAAGGUUGUCCACAAAAUUCGAGGUCUGGUAGCAGGAGGAGAGACUAGAGUUUAUGCAGUGCGUAAGCAGUUAAGAGCAUAUGUUUUACGGGAGAUGUUUGCAGGAUCUGACUCUAUACCAGAACGACAUGAUCUCACACUCUUCCCAACUGUCAAUGACUUGAAGAACCACAUCCACCAAGCCCUCAAGGACAUUGAGAAUGGAAGCCUGCCUGUUACAGCCUCAACAGUAAAUGUGGAGAUUCUUUCUGGGGAAAAUGGUGAUGGAACAGGAACAGAAAUGGAAGAAGGGGAGGAAAGGCAGACAACUUUGCUUGGCAGAGGACUUGGUUCAACUCUACCGAUACCUGAAACUGUGACAGUUACACUAACUCAAAAUCCAGAUGAGGAGGGCCAUCAUAUUAUCUCAAGAAUUGAGACUCACCUAAGUGAUGGAACAACUCAGGUGAGCACUACAUUAACACCCGAAACAGCGCAACUUUUGUCCAAGCUUCACCCAGGUCUUUUUCCUGAAGGCACCCUCUUGCAGCUAUGGAAGUUCCCAGUCCAGUAGUCAGGAUCUGUCUCCUGCCUCAGUCUUGACAAUAAAUGACAGUUCAACCCUUGCCCACACAACAGACAGCCUCAAUACUGUGGUGGCUGCUUCAGGGGACAAAGGAGGGGUAAUAGAAUCUGCUGGUGAGGGUGAGGAGAUGCAGAUCAUCAAUCCUGAUGAAGCCUGCUCUCAAAUCCUUCCACAUUCCAGCAUGGGGGUUCAGGCUGAUGUACCUGUGCAGAUAACUGGAUCUGCAGCAGAAGAUGAAUGUUCAGAGGAUGGAAGCAAGGAGAGGGAUGAAGAAGAAGAGGAGGGAGUGUUGGUUGGAGAUGCUGACAUGAUCACUAUUGCUAUGUCCGAUGACAACCAAAUGGUUCUUACAACAUCUGUGACAGAAGCAUUUUAGUCUCAGGGAGAACCACUAGUAAAGGAGACAAGACUCAAGUCUCAGUUUCACUGGAAGCUGAAUACAUCAGCUGCGCAAGUGUCAUCUGGGGAAUCUGGUGUUACUGUGCUCAACAUUCAUCCUUAUUUUUCAGAACUGCUUAAACUCCAAAGCUUUGUGUAUUUUCCUGUGCAAUACAUGAAGACCUUGACCCAGAGGCAUGGAAUUGCUCAGCAGUUGUACCUCUGUACCAGCACUGUAUAGUAUUGUGUACAUCAUCGUCAGUGUGAACUGGUGUAAUUUUGUAAAAUUGUGUCUGGGCUAAAGGUCAGAUCAGGAAACUAUUUUAGUACACUUGUGCUAUCAUCUGAUCCCUACUCAGCCAUCUUUUCUGUUGAAUAUUUUCUCAGCAUACUUGGGCACCUCAUCAUUACCUUUAUCAUCCUAUCGACAUUCAUUCAAAAUGAUAUCCUUUCGUAAAUGCUAGCAUUUACAGCAUGUUUGGAAAGGUGUCGGUAAAGCUGGCAUAAGUUUUGCUCUCAUUGUUUAGUAUUAAUAUUUAUUUUCUGAAAGACAGUUCUGUGUUCUGUUGGAAUUUCUGUUUACAUUACAUAGUAUUAGUAUGCCUGCUUGCGAGUCUGUGGCAUAAAAUAUGGAAGUUCACUGCAGACCAUUCAGUAAAUGCUUAAAUUGUGAUUUGGUAAUACCUACCAGGUUAGUUUUAUGCUUCCUGCUGUAUAUAUGAUAAUGUUUGCAAAGUUUCAUUAUUAAUGAUUUCCAUGAAAGAUACAGAUUUGCAUGCAAAAAUAUUGCAUUAUUUUUGCUGCUUACAAAGCUCACAGACCCAUCAUUUGAGCUUUGUAAAGUAUUUUGAGUUGUGCUUCUCAUAUUAGUAUACAUUUAUUAACUGACAAUUUAAGCCGUCCCUUCUGUCCUUUUUAUGCUUUAUCUAUUUGCUGGUUUCACAUAAUUUAAAACAUUAAAUGCAAGUGGUGUUAGAGAAGUAGGCUGCCUGACUUGGUUCUCCUAUGAUUUUCUGUAAGUUAAAAGAGAUUCCUCCCACACCUCACCAAGAUUUCAGCUGAUUGCAUCUAAUGUCUUGAAGGGGUUAUUAUUACUAACACACUAAUAAGCCUGUGGUUUGCACAGAUUUCUAUGACAUUCAGGUUUUUGUUGCAUUAUUGUUAGAUUUAUUUUGUACCUUUAUUCUAAUGUCUGCAUCCACUCUUUUGUUUGCGUUUUCCUUGUUUUUUCUUUUUUUUUUGUUUGAGAGGUUUGGGAUGUCAGUAAGAGCUGUGAUUCAUCUUUAUAAUAUUUGGUUCGAGGAUAUGUCUGCUGACUCAGUACCUGUACUAUUAUAGUUUGAAGACCUUAUAAGAUGCAUUUCUUGUCUUUCUGCCUACUUCUUUGUCUUUUGGGAAAGGGAACAGCCAAACAAAUACAAGUAUUUUAGAUUUCUAUAUGCUUUUGUGAGGUUUGCAAACGCAGAACAUUGUUGGGAUAGUUCAUGUAGAAAGGAUACCAAAGACUGUGGUUAGUUAUCAGCUCUUCCUACAACUUUUUGCCAACUAUUCUGUAACAGGAGAUGAAUAAUUUUGUUCAAGAAACAAAAGUUGAGCUGCAGUAUAAAAAAAAAAAACCUUACAAGUUGGACGAAGGUUUUAUUGUGAUGGAUUGUCUAACAUCACUUCAAAGUGGAAGCUAUUUAGCUGAGGUGUCAGACAGAGAGCUGCACUGCACAGAUAUUGAACCGCCAUGCCUCUCAGUUUGGAUGCCAGUUUCUAACUAUUCGGCUCUCCGCUCUCUCGCAAGUGGAAUCCUCAAAUUGAUUGAUAGCAUUUUGCUAGUGAUUGGUGGUAUCACUCUAAGACUGAACUCCAGCUUGUGAUACAGGUUAAUCUCAAGAUUUUUAUGCAGAAAUGUUCAGAAGUAAAAAUGUUUUGACUGAAGCAUAUCUCUUUAUACACACAAACAUCAUCAGUUAAGAUAAUGGAGAAUGCAUGGCACUUUGUAUGUUUCAGAACUAAGAAGGAUCAUGGCACAAAAGUACAAUUAUCUGUGCAGUGCAUCCAGCAGUUUGUCCAUAAUAUUGAAAUGUUUGCUGAAAUAGCAAUAUAAAGAGUGUAGAAACAGUUAAAGAUCCAUGCUAUACAAGAGAUCCAUCAGUGAAUAGCUGUGACUAAAAUGGCAUUGAUCUGGCAGCAAGAGACAAUACCCUGUGACAGUGCAGAGUAGCUAUGAUUGUGAAACUAUUUGUGAUGUACAUGUACAUAUUUUUCCAAUCACAAGUGAGACUUUCAUAUGUUUCGCAGUUUUAUUUAGUGCAUGUGCAGCAACCACAGACUUUACAGAACGGGUUUUUUGUGUUGGAGUCUCUCACUGCUGGACACUGAGAGGGUCUGACAAUUUAAGUUUUAUUACAGAGGAUACUGCAUGUUGCAGGGCUCAUGUAACAUUUUGUUGUAUAUUUGUGAUAAGAAUCAAUUAAAAAAGACUGGACCAUGAAUCAAGUGGUUGUAUAUAAAAAUAUGUAUAUUGAUGUA